Messenger RNA from Papilio machaon (common yellow swallowtail), 3007 nucleotides. RefSeq names its product coatomer subunit beta (gene betaCOP). Gene Ontology annotation, biological process: intracellular protein transport; endoplasmic reticulum to Golgi vesicle-mediated transport; intra-Golgi vesicle-mediated transport. The transcript has 20 exons. Gene Ontology annotation, molecular function: structural molecule activity. Gene Ontology annotation, cellular component: COPI vesicle coat; cytoplasm. The record is from RefSeq and is a predicted model, not a curated record. NCBI's taxonomy places the organism in Eukaryota, Metazoa, Arthropoda, Insecta, Lepidoptera, Papilionidae. The coding region runs from base 38 to 2959 and encodes 973 amino acids.
GAUAUUUUUCACAAAAAGGUUUCUUAUAUCCAGCAAGAUGGCAGGUGUGGAACAGCCCUGCUAUACCCUCAUCAACUUCCCCACAGACACAGAGCCUCACAAUGACAUGCAGCUUAAGCUAGAUUUAGAAAAAGGAGAUAUAAAGAAAAAGAUUGAAGCAUUAAAGAAGACAAUUGGUAUUAUUCUAUCCGGUGAGAAGAUUCCUGGUCUUCUGAUGAUAAUCAUCAGAUUUGUGUUGCCGUUGCAAGAUCACACUAUCAAAAAGCUUCUACUGAUAUUUUGGGAGAUUGUUCCCAAGACAUCAUCUGAUGGAAAACUCCUGCAAGAAAUGAUUCUUGUUUGUGAUGCGUACAGAAAGGAUUUGCAACACCCUAAUGAGUUCAUCCGUGGCUCAACGCUGCGGUUCCUGUGCAAGCUGAAGGAGCCAGAGCUGCUGGAGCCGCUGAUGCCCGCCAUCCGUGCUUGCCUCGAGCACCGCCACUCUUACGUACGCCGUAACGCAGUGCUUGCUAUAUUCACUAUCUAUAGAAAUUUCGAGUUCCUGAUCCCAGACGCACCGGAGCUGGUGGCUAACUUCCUCGAGAAUGAGCAGGACAUGUCGUGCAAGCGGAACGCUUUCCUUAUGUUGCUGCACGCCGACCAGGAGCGCGCACUCGCCUACCUCGCCGCACGCCUCGACAACGUGCACAGCUUCGGUGACAUCCUGCAGCUCGUCAUCGUCGAGCUCAUAUACAAGGUGUGCCACGUGAACCCGUCGGAGCGGUCCCGGUUCAUCCGCACCGUGUACGAGCUGCUGAACGCGGCGAGCGCGGCCGUGCGCUACGAGGCGGCCGGCACGCUCGUCACGCUCUCCAACGCGCCCGCCGCCAUCAAGGCGGCUGCGUCGUGCUACAUCGACCUGAUAGUGAAGGAGAGCGACAACAACGUGAAGCUGAUCGUGGUGGGGCGGCUGAGCGAGCUGCGCGCGCAGGGCGGAGAGGCGGCGGCGCGCGCGCUGCCCGACCUCGCCAUGGACGUGCUGCGCGUGCUCGCCGCCUCCGACCUGGACGUGCGCCGCCACACGCUGCAGCUAGCGCUGGAGCUGGUGAGCCCGCAGCACGCCGAGGAGCUGGUGUCGGUGCUGCGCAAGGAGGCGGUGCGCGCGCAGGCCGCCGACCACGACGACGCCGCCAAGUACCGCCAGCUGCUCGUGCGCGCCAUGCACCGCGCCGCCAUCAAGUUCCCCGAGGUGGCGGGCAGCGUGGCGCCGGCGCUGCUGGAGCUGGUGGGCGACGGCAGCGAGCUGGCCGCGCACGACGUCAUGCUGUUCCUGCGCGCCGCGCUGCACACCUACCCCGAGCUCAGGGAACUCAUAUACAAGAAACUACUAGAGUCGAUAACCAGCAUCAAGGUGGGUAAGAUCGCGCGCUCCGCGCUGUGGCUGGUGGCGGAGUUCGCGGACGGCGAGCAGCGCGUGCAGGCAGCGCUCGACGUCCUCGCCUCGGUCAUACCCAUGCCUGCAACUGAUGACACUAACAAGGAGGAGGAGAAGACCGAGGAGCAGAAGACGGAGGCGCCGGCGAGACAGCUGGUGACCAGCGACGGCACGUAUGCCACACAGUCCGCCUUCAACCUGCCCACGGAGGGUGCGGAUGGUGUGGGGGGUGCGGGCAAGGGCAGCGGGCUGGGCGCGGCGCUGCGCGAGGGCGACAGCUUCACAGUGGCGUGCGCGUGCUCCGCCCUCGCCAAGCUGGGCCUGCGUCUGCCGCCGCCGCGAGCUGCGCGUGCGCUGCAUCUCUCCGCCGCGCUGCUCGCGCACCACAAGCUGCACGCAGGCAGCAACGGGUCGAGCCUGACGGCGGACGACUUGGAGCACGCGGCGCUGUGCCUGCUGGCGGGCGGGGCGCAGCCCGAGGCGGUGCGCGAGGCGCUGCUGCACGGCACGAGGCGCGCCCUCGCCGCCCUCCUCGCGCUGCCCGACCGCGCCGCCGCCACACUGCUGCCGCACGCCGAGGAACGUCCGCCGCCUGUGAAGACGAAGGUGCCGGUGGAGACGGGCAUCGUGUUCCCCGCGCUCGCCGGCGCAGCUGCGCACGCGCACCACGACAUCUUCCAGAUAUCGCUCUCCAAAGCGGUGCAGGGUCGCGUGGGGGGUGGUGGGGGUGGCGAAGAGGGUCGACUGUCGCGUGUGACGCAGCUGACUGGUUUCUCGGACCCCGUGUACGCGGAGGCCAUCGUCGCCGUCAACCAGUACGACAUCGUGCUCGAUGUGCUCGUCGUCAACCAGACCGAUGACACGCUGCAGAACUGCUGCGUGGAGCUGGCCACGCUGGGCGAGCUGCGGCUGGUGGAGCGCCCCGCCCCCGUCGUGCUGGCGCCCCGGGACUUCGCCUCCAUACGAGCACACGUUAAGGUCGCCUCCACCGAGAACGGCAUCAUAUUCGGCAACAUCGUGUACGAGGUGUCAGGUGCGUCAAUGGACCGCGGCGUGGUGGUGCUCAAUGACAUCCACAUCGACAUCGUGGACUACAUCCAGCCCGCCGUCUGCAGCGACGCAGACUUCCGCCAGAUGUGGGCGGAGUUCGAGUGGGAGAACAAGGUGUCGGUGAACACCAACAUAACUGACCUGCGCGAGUACCUCGACCACCUGCUGACCUCCACCAACAUGAAGUGUCUCACACCGGACAAGGCGCUGUCAGGUCAGUGCGGUUUCCUGGCGGCCAACUUGUACGCGCGCUCCAUCUUCGGUGAGGACGCGCUCGCCAACGUCAGCAUUGAGACUCCGCCCCCGCGCUCCGCCGCCACGUCUGCGCCUUCGCCCCAACCUGUACUGGGACAUGUCCGCAUCCGCGCUAAGAGCCAGGGCAUGGCGCUAAGUCUGGGAGAUAAGAUCAACAUGAUGGCGAAGUCUCCGCCGCCUCGCCCCGCCCCAGAGGAGGCUGCGCCCCGCGCUGACAUACCUGCCUUCCUUGAUGACUAACUACCACAUACACUAUAUUAUUCAAUACAUUUUACACAUUACGAAAAU